Molecule: messenger RNA, 4588 nt
Organism: Anneissia japonica
Lineage: Eukaryota; Metazoa; Echinodermata; Crinoidea; Comatulida; Comatulidae
Product: AP-4 complex subunit epsilon-1-like
Exons: 24
Coding region: 12-4067 (1351 amino acids)
Biological process (GO): receptor-mediated endocytosis; intracellular protein transport
Cellular component (GO): membrane coat; AP-4 adaptor complex
Molecular function (GO): cargo adaptor activity
Source: RefSeq, a predicted model, not a curated record
UGUCAGAUAUAAUGGAGAAAACGCUGAACUCUGUAACGAACUUUUUCACGGGGAACUUUGGUCCGAGAAAUUUUGAUAUUUCUCCAGGUUUUGCCAACCUGAUACGUACUGUGACUCGAUCGAGCAAAGUGGAAACUGACAGAAUCAUUGAAAAGGAGAUUGACCUUCUGAAAAAGAAACUUGCUCAACCUGACAAUGGAGUGCAUAAAGUCAAGGAAUACCUUGUGCGCCUCCUGUACUGCGAGAUGCUGGGCCACAACACCACCGCGUGUCAUAUCCACGCUGUUAAGCUAUCGCAACAGGCAAGCCUACAAGAAAAGCGGAUUGGUUACCUAGCAAUAUGUAUGCUUUUGCAUGAAGAUCAUGAGCUGUUGGUACUGAUGGUCAACACAUUCCAACGGGAUCUUAAGAGCAGUAACUUCCUGGAAGUUUGCAUGGCACUGACAGCUGUCUCCUACUUGGGAACAGCAGACAUGACACCAGUGCUUCUACCACUCAUUCAGAAGCAUAUAUCACACUCAAGGGAUGUUGUACGGAAGAAGGCUGUGAUGGCGCUGUUUGCAUUCUACCGCAAAUCACCAAUGCUAAUGGUCCAGAGUCAUGACUUAUUCAAGAAAGCUCUGUGUGAUUCCAAGCCAACUGUAAUGACAGCCGCGCUACAUGUGUUUAAGUUCUUCAUAAAGGAGAAUUCUGAAAAAUACAAAGAUAUUGUGCCAAGCCUCGUGAAGAUCUUACACCAGAUAGUACAUCAUAAACUACACCAAGACUUUGACUAUCACAACAUCCCUGCCCCCUGGACACAAAUCAGCAUACUUAAAAUGAUGUCAGUGUUGGGCCAAGGAGACGCACAAACUAGUUCAUUGAUGCAUGAUGUGUUGUGUGAUGUUCUCCAACAGAGCAAGCAUUCCAGCUCUAUAUCUUAUGCUUUACAAUAUGAAUGUAUAGUUACCAUAACAAGAAUAGAAUGCACACAAGAGAUGCUAGAGGAAUGCUCACUAUGUAUUGAUAAAUUCCUCAAGUCUGCUAAUCAUAAUCUCAAAUACUUGGGUGUCAAUGCUCUGAGUUGUAUUGUUCAGGUAGAUCCAACUAUUGCUAGCAAACAUCAAAUGGUGGUUAUUGAUUGUCUUAAUGAUCCAGAUAAUACCAUACAAGUCAAGACAUUGGAACUGUUGUAUAAGAUGUGCAAUAUGACUAAUGUUGAUGUCAUCUGCAACCAGUACUUGGAAUACCUGCAAACCAAUAAGGACAUCUACAUUAAGAAAAACCUACUACAAAGAGUUCUAGAAAUGGCAUCUAAGUAUGGACAGAAGGGCAUAUGGUACAUAGACACUGUAAACCAAGUGUUACUGAUGGCAGGCAAUAUGCUGGGCUCAGAAGCUAGGAACCAAAUUAUUACACAAAUAAAAGAUAUAGGCCGUUGGAGUGAUGCUGACAGUGUACACACUCAAGCUCUUCAUUUGUACUACAAAUUACUGUCUGCACCUAUACUUUCAGAAGCCCUGCUUCAGAUCGCUGUGUGGGUUGUCGGAGAGUUUUGGCAGCCUGAGUUUGGCGCCCCCGCACAUGAAGUGCUUGAUAUGUUUUGCAAAAUUUUAAAAUCAUGUUCAGAUGACAGCACACAAUCUGGUUGGCUGGUGACCUCGAUGGGAAAGGUUCUUUGUAAAUCAGAAAUUCAGAAGAUUCCUGACGAUUUGGAGAUUAGAACGAGUGAUAGCAAUGUAGAAACCAGACAGAGAAUAUUUGAAUUGAAAGAACUUUGCCAAGAUGUUGAACUAUUUGAAAGUGUAAAUGUAUCAUCAACUCAACAAUACCUUAAGGAGGUAGAUAGCACUCUGUCAUUCUUAGAUGAGUAUGUUAGCGAUGCAUUGGAGGAAGGGGCUACCCCCUACAUACCAAGACAACAGCGACACACUGAACCAAACAGAAAAGUUGUUGUUGAUACUCUACUUGGUGGUCUUAAGUUUGAACCAUAUCAAAGUCCCACCACAUCAGUUGCUAGCACCACUACAUCACCAAAAAGUUUCAACACAGCUGAGAGAAUUUCAACACAGGAAUCUGAUAGCUCAUCAAAGCAUCUUGAAAGUACUGACAACUUAGAACUCAAAGGUAUUAAGCAAGUCUGGAGCAAGGAAGGCUAUGUAAAGAAAAAGUCUGGAAGGAAGACUAGUGUAGAUGAUGAAACAAAAACUGAAGUUUCCAAUCAAGAGUCCUCAUUCUUGCCACCGAUGUCCAAAACCAAGCACAAAGCCCAGCCUGUGAUGAGCAUGGCCUCUGCAGCAGCAGUCACAGCCGAGGCAUCAACAGUUGAUCAUGAAAAACAAACAUUAGCAAAUAAACUCUUUCGAGGAAUUGGCAACCAAGACGUCCAAACUAAAUCUUCACCAGGUCGUGACCGUUUAUUGGAUAUUGGCAACCAUGGUGAUGAACAGUUGCUCAGCGAUGAUGUUGUUGCCAUGACAACCAAAGAUGAUUCAGAUCUUUUUGAUUUAGUGGACAUUAAAACUUUUAAUAAUUUAAAUCACAGAACUAUUGACCUAAAUGCUCUGCAAUUGAAUGAUCAAACAGAUACAUUACAUGAUGUAACUAAGGGAUCACAUGACUUGUCUUUGAUAUCACAUGAUUUGAUUGGUGAAUCACAUGAUGCUAGUGGUAUAUCACAUGACAUUGGUAGAAGACAAAUUGAUAGCUUCAUGAGCAUGGCCUCUGCAGCAGCAGUCACAGCCGAGGCAUCAACAGUUGAUCAUGAAAAACAAACUUUAGCAAAUAAACUCUUUCGAGGAAUUGGCAACCAAGACGUCCAAACUAAAUCUUCACCAGAUCGUGACCGUUUAUUGCAUGUUGGCAACCAUGGUGAUGAACAGUUGCUCAGCGAUGAUGUUGUUGCCAUGACAACCAAAGAUGAUUCAGAUCUUUUUGAUUUAGUGGACAUUAAAACUUUUAAUAAUUUAAAUCACAGAACUAUUGACCUAAAUGCUCUGCAAUUGAAUGAUCAAACAGAUACAUUACAUGAUGUAACUAAGGGAUCACAUGACUUGUCUUUGAUAUCACAUGAUUUGAUUGGUGAAUCACAUGAUGCUAGUGGUAUAUCACAUGACAUUGGUAGAAGACAAAUUGAUAGUGAGCAAGUUGAUAAAGAUAUAUCUAGAAAUAAAGAUGUUCUAGAGAAUUUAAAUUCUGAUGCAAUAUAUAAUAUAGAGCAGGCCCUACAAACUGCUAUGCCAAGAGCUCAAUCGCGAGUACGUGCAAUAUCUCCAAACAAGGUAUUAAUGACAGCUACAAGCAAUGAUACGCCAAAGAUGAAGUCGUUAUUAGAUGAUGACGAUGAGGUUACACCAAUAAUCCCAGAAUCCCUCCGUGCUUUUCCUUCAUCAUCCACACAAGAUGAGUUAUGCAUGAAUGACAUUGCGUCAUUAAGAAUGUGUCGUGUCUGGAAGCCAGAUUAUUUUGUAAUCGUUUUGUUUCUGAUAAACAAAAGCAGAAGUCAUAAAGUGACUGAUGUUUCUAUUACACUCAACUCUCCUAGUAACCUUAAGUGUUCUAUAGAAGACCAAGAAAUAAGUAAAUGGAGUUUAGACAGCUUACCCCCUACUUCAGUAGAAAAUAUAGCUGUACAUUUCAAGCAUAAAUCCCCAUCAUUAAACAUGAAUCUAGGGGGUCAGCUGUGUUUCCGGGACAACAGUCAGACGUUACAGAGACUGUUUUUUUCUACUGACAUUACAUUGCGGGAUUUCAUAAGGCCGGCGACUCUAACCACUGAGGAAUUUGGUAAAAUGUGGCAGAGCCCAAUGCUUCAAAGUAAGAUAAGCCUUGAGAAAGGUAAAUUCAAAAGCAUUGAGCAGGUGUUGGAGGUUACAAGUUCCAGACUUCGUUUCCACCAGGUGGAAAUCUUGGAUGACAUGCCUUUAAUUUCAGAUCAAGAAGCACUAGCAUCAGGGUCAAUAUUAGACUCCACUCCAUGCUUACUACAUGUCAAGUUUGAUGCAAAAUCCUUCCAGCUGUGGUUCAGAACAACUAGCAAACUUCUAGCAGAGUGUCUGGUCCAGGAGGCUAAGAAACACUUCAAGUAAUCAUUAAUCUCAAAAAAUAUCAUCUGUUUCCAUAAAGUAAACAAAUAAUUGAGCUAAUUAAGUACACAGAUAAUUUUCCUAUUAUAUAUCUUUUAAAGCCAUGUCCAGACUAUUAAUUUUUACUUGACAAGAACAUGUGACAUCCCUAAAUAUGGUCAUGAUGACAUCAUCAGGCACAUUAUGGGCAUACCGUAGCGGCUAUUGGCACUGCACUGCAGCAGUGCGGAAAAAUGCUGCUGUUUUCUAUCGGCACUGCCGCCAAAAUACUGCAGUUUUUUAUCGCAUAAAUUUAGGCCUAAAUAUGACCCAUGACACAGUAUUUGUUAAGAGUGCCUUGGGAAUUCCAAUUUAAAAUUCCUACUUCAUAUUAUUGCGAAAAAAGCACAUUGUAGACCUGUAAGAAAAUGUAAAAUCAAACUAUUUGUGUUAUUAUAUGUAUUCGGUCAGUUGAUGUUAAUAGUUUGGUUUUAUUCGGCUUUAUACAAGUGCGACACGAAAAAUAGAACAUCAUGAAGCACUUU